This is a messenger RNA of Eurytemora carolleeae, 1724 nucleotides long. Its product is annotated as venom protease. Gene Ontology annotation, molecular function: serine-type endopeptidase activity. The coding region runs from base 28 to 1455 and encodes 475 amino acids. The record is from RefSeq and is a predicted model, not a curated record. The transcript has 20 exons. Lineage: Eukaryota; Metazoa; Arthropoda; Copepoda; Calanoida; Temoridae. Gene Ontology annotation, biological process: proteolysis.
ACGUAUUUCAGAAAUAAAAGAAACGACAUGAAGACAUUUAUUAAUUUAUUCUUCCUCCUACCUCUAAUAAAUUCACAGGGUGUGUCAGACUGUUUUCUUCCUACAGGGAAACCUGGAAUAUGUGCCCCUCUUGGACAAUGCACACAUCUCACAGAUCUAAUAGGGAACCUACAGAAACCUCUACCGAGAGAUGUUUCCCUUUUAUUAAGAGAAUCUUUUUUCUGCAAUAAUCAAGGACAAGGAAUUACAGUUUGUUGUCCUGGGGACGGUCUAACUGUUAAAACCAAGGUUGAGGGGGAGAACAGGGGAGAAUGCGGACUUCAGGAUGGGAUGUCUGCAGAAUGUGUUUCCUAUUUACAAUGUUCUCCAUUUGUUCAAUUAAUGGCAAACCUCAGGAAACCUCUCCCAUCAUCCUCACCCAGACUUAUCCAGUCGUCUUACCUUUGUGGAGUUGAUACAGUGGGAGAGGAACCUUUACCUAAAGUUUGCUGUCCCUCUCAGGCAAUAAAGAAACCAGAACCAGAAGUUACGGCCACUACUUUGACGCCCCCUACUACUACAGACAGGUUUGCCAAUUAUCCCGGGAGAUCGCUGCUCGCCAACUCUGCUAGUUGUGGGAUUUCACUCAGUUCUGAAAAGAGGAUUGUUGGAGGUCAAAAUGCAGAUCUUGGUCAAUAUCCUUGGCUGGUCAACCUAGGGUACAGGCAGAACGGAGGUUCAAAUAAUCUUUUCAAAUGUGGAGGAACUCUAAUAGGGAAAAGACACGUGAUUACAGCAGCCCAUUGUGUUACACAGCUACCAAAAGGAUUUGAUCUAAGUGUUGUUCGUGUUGGAGAGUAUGAUUUAUCAAUGGAUGUUGAUUGUGAUUCUGAUAAUUUCUGCAGCCCUCCUCCUCAGGAUAUGCAGGUUGAGGAAGUAUACAGUCAUGAAAGCUACGGGAAACCAGCCAGUUUUCAGAACGAUAUUGCCAUCAUUAAGUUGAAAAAAGAAGUUGAAAUUAAUGAUUUUGUAUCUCCGAUCUGUUUGCCAUACACGCAUGACAAGGAGGAUUAUCUCAGUAAAAGAAUAAAUACAGACAACGGAGAACUAGAACUACAAAUAGAGGUGGCCGGCUGGGGUGCUACAAAUAAGGUUGGGAGGGAUCCAGCAAAUAUUUUACAGUUCCUAGAUGUUAAUGUCACAGACUCAGAACAAUGCAAGAAUAUCUACUCAACACGUGGAGGUGUUCUCACAGAUACCCAGAUAUGUGCAGGAGGAGAGAAGGGGAAGGAUUCCUGUGUAGGAGAUAGUGGUUCUGCUUUGAUGAGGAAUAAUCUUUCCAAAUUCCCAGAUCAGUGGGAGAUAAUUGGAGUGGUCAGCUUCGGUCCCAGGUUGUGUGGUACUGAGGGGGUACCAGGAGUUUACACUAGAGUUAACAGCUAUAUUGACUGGAUCCUAGAGACUGUCGCAAAAUAGAACAAUUAUGUUAAUUAUCCAUAGAAAUAAUACUCUUAAAAAUAUUUCCAGAGCUGGGAACUUUUGUAUUGGAUACUUAUUACAACGAUCACUUGAUCUCGGUAGCCAAAGUUUAAGUACUAUUAAUUUAAGGAUCAAUGCUCUGUUCUAUUCAGAUACGGGAUCUUUAGUUUGAUCUCAAUAUCAACAACACAAGAGUUCCCAGUUGCUGCAGUUUAUAGUUUCCAUGCUUGUAAAAAAAAUCAAUAAAUAUAUUUUAGUCAGCUAUA